Messenger RNA from Oxyura jamaicensis (ruddy duck), 4090 nucleotides. RefSeq names its product mitogen-activated protein kinase kinase kinase 6 (gene MAP3K6). The transcript has 26 exons. NCBI's taxonomy places the organism in Eukaryota, Metazoa, Chordata, Aves, Anseriformes, Anatidae. Gene Ontology annotation, molecular function: MAP kinase kinase kinase activity; ATP binding. The record is from RefSeq and is a predicted model, not a curated record. Bases 1 to 4077 code for a protein of 1358 amino acids. Gene Ontology annotation, biological process: cellular response to stress; MAPK cascade; protein phosphorylation.
AUGGACACCCCGGGUCCCCCCCCGGCCCCGGCUGCGGGCAGCUGCUGGCAGGACCCGCUGGCGGUGGCGGGCACGGCGGGCCGGCCGGUGUGCGGGGCGCGGCGGCGGGCGCUGAGCGUGGUGUGCGUGCUGGGCCGCGAGCCGGCCGCCUGCCCCGCGCUGCGCUGCCUGCGCGACGCCUGCCGCGAGCUGCGGGCCCGCCUGCACACCCUGCCCUUCGGCACCCUGGCGCUGGGCGACACCGGCACGCUGGACCGCUUCUACAACGCGGACGUGGCCGUGGUGGAGCUGAGCGACGCCGUCUGCCAGCCCUCGCUCUUCUACCACCUGGGCGUGCGGGAGAGCUUCAACAUGCCCCACAACGUGCUGCUCUGCUGCCACAGCGCCCUGCCCGGCCUCCAGGCCCUGCAGGAGGACAUCUGCCAGAAGAACUCGGACCUCUGCGGCACCUACACCUUCAUCCCCUACGCCGUGACCGCCCAGAACAAGGUCGUCUGCUGCGACGCCGGGGCCAUGAAGUGCCUGACCGAGCUCUUCCAGCCCAGCUUCAGCGCCGAGCCCUUCUUCACCCCGCUGGCGGCGCGGCUCGUCAGGCUGCUGGAGGGGGUCCCCACCAACUCCUGUGGCUAUUUUCGGGAGACCAUCCGGCGCGACAUCCGCCGGGCGCGGGAGAUGUUCCGGGGCGAGCAGCUGAGCCGGGAGCUGGCCCGCAUCCAGCAGCGCCUGGACAGCGUGGAGCUGCUCAGCCUGGACAUCAUCGUCAACCUCCUCCUCUCCUACCGCGACGUGCAGGAUUACGACUCCAUCAUCUCGCUGGUGGAGACCCUGCGGGCCCUGCCCACCUGCGACGUGGCCGAGCAGCCCAACGUCCGCUUCCACUACGCCUUCGCCCUCAGCCGGCGCAACCGCGCCGGGGACCGGGCGCAGGCUCUGUCGGUGCUGCUGCCUGCGGUGGAGCGCGGGGACGGGGCUGCGCCCGACCUCCUCUGCUUGUGUGGCCGCAUCUACAAGGACACCUUCAUCAGCUCCAGCUUCACCGACACCAGGGCGAGGGACCAAGCCUUAUACUGGUACAGCAAAGCCUUCGAGGUGGAGCCCAGCCUCCACGCGGGCAUCAACGCCGCCGUCCUCCUCGUGGCCGCCGGGCACCAGUUCGAAAGCUCCGUGCGGCUCCAGCAGAUCGGCGUGAAGCUGAGCUGCCUGCAGGGCCGCAAGGGCAGCCUGGAGGAGCUGCGGCACUACUGGGACGUGGGCUUCUGCCUGGGGGCCGGCAUCUUGGCCAACGACCUGAGCAAAGUCAUCCAGGCCUCCGAGAAGCUCUACAAGCUCAACGCGCCCAGCUGGUACCUGGUGUCGGUCAUGGAGACCUUCCUGCUCUACAAACACUUCCAGAAGAGCCCUCCGGUGCCGUCGGCACGGCAGGAGCUGGCUGAUUUCUGGCUGGCUUUCCUCCUCGCCGCGUGCCAGCCCUUCGUCCCCGCGCCGCGCUGCCCGGUCCUCGUCCUGGAGCUCGGCAAGGUGCUGUGGCCGGCCCGGCUGGCGGUGCGCAGCGCCACGGAGGAGCACGCCGUGACGCUCGCCCUCGUGCGCCCCACGGAGGAGAAAGCGGUGUCCAGCUGGAACUUCGGGGCUGCGGCCAUCCGGGGGGUGAGCAUCUGCAAGUGCGACGAGCGGGGCUGCUUCCUCUACGUGGUGCACGCCGAGGAGGAUUUCCAGCUCUAUUUCCCCUCCCAGCAGCACUGCCAGUGGUUCUGCGACCGGGUCCAAUCCUUCCUCGCCGAGCAGGCGGCGGGCGGCGAGGAGCUGCCCAGCCCCACGCAGCCCAUCCUGGAGUACAGCUACGAGUACUCGGAGACGGGCGAGCGGGUGGUCCUGGGCAGGGGCACCUACGGCGUCGUCUACGCCGGGCGCUGCCUCAGCACCCAAGUGCGCAUCGCCAUCAAGGAAAUCCCCGAGCGGGACAGCCGGUUCUCGCAGCCCUUGCACGAGGAGAUCGCCUUGCACAAGCGGCUGCGGCACAGGAACAUCGUGCGCUACCUGGGCUCCGUCAGCCAGGACGGCUUCAUCAAGAUCUUCAUGGAGGAGGUGCCCGGAGGGAGCCUCUCGUCCCUGCUGUGCUCCAAGUGGGGCCCCCUGAAGGACAACGAGCCCACCAUCGUCUUCUACACCCGCCAGAUCCUCGACGGGCUCGGCUACCUCCACGACAACCACAUCGUGCACCGAGACAUCAAGGGAGACAACGUCCUCAUCAACACCUACAGCGGGGUGCUGAAGAUCUCCGACUUCGGCACCUCCAAGAGGCUGGCGGGCAUCAGCCCCAGCGCCGAGACCUUCACAGGCACCCUGCAGUACAUGGCCCCCGAAAUCAUCGACCAGGGGCCGGGGGGCUACGGGAAGCCGGCGGAUAUCUGGUCCCUGGGCUGCACCAUCAUCGAGAUGGCCACGGGCAAACCCCCCUUCUACGAGCUGGGCAGCCCCCAGGCGGCGAUGUUCAAGGUAGGGAUGUUCAAGAUGCACCCGGAGGUGCCCGAGUCCAUGUCGGACAAGGCCAAGACUUUCAUCCUUCGCUGCUUCGAGGCCGACCCGGCCAAGCGGGCCACGGCGGCCGCGUUGCUGCAGGAUCCGUUCCUGGCCAGCGCCAGGCGUGCCCGGGGCCAGGCGGUGCCUGCAGCAGGGGAUUCCCCCCGCCUGGAGCGCCGGGACGGGGACGCGGAGGGCACCGAUGGCACCAGGGGAAGUUCCUCGGCCAGGCAGGGGGACACGGUGGGGGGCACGGGGGGCAGCCCCCCGCUUCCACACUGCCCCAGUGAGGCAGCCCCCAGCUACAGCACUCCCCAGGGCUCGGCCGGCUCCGACCGCAGCCUGCGCUCGUCCUCGCCGGAGGAGAGCGGCGACCGCUUCGUGCUGCGGCAGGACAGCAAGCGCCGCGCCACGCUGCACCGCAUCCUCACCGACGAGGCACCCGGCAUCGCGGCCGCCCUGCAGGAGAGCCAGAGCGCAUCGGGGACACGGCUGGGCUCGGAGCACGUCGCCCUGCUGCUGGGCUGCCUGCGGAGCUACAUCCAGCGCCCCGCGCGGCACCAGCUGCGCCGCGACCUCCUGGCGCUGCAGGCGCGGCUGCGGGAGGACGGGCUCAGCCUGCCCCACCUGCGGGCUCCGCUCCUCAACUUCCAGGCAGUGGUGAGUGCCUCGGAUACGGCGUGGUGCCGGCGGCACUCCGGCACGGCGGUGGUGUGGGGUCGGCAACGGUUUGGGGUCGGCGAUGGUUUGGUGGUGGUGAUGGUUUGGGGUCAAGGACGAUCCCACGCCACCCAGGCUCUCCGUCCCCAGCAGCCAGACCCCAUGGGACAGCACCAAUUCGGGGCUCAGCACCGGCCCCGGCCUCGGGGAGGGGGGCUCAGCACUGGUGACACAGCUCUGCCGCCUCCGCACGGAGACGGACAGGUAGGGCUUGGCACAUCCCUGUGCCCCCCCCGGGCCACCCCGUCCCCCCAGGAGCCGGUCUGUGUCCCUGCUCUCCCCCCCAGGUUGCUCCAGGAGCUGGCCAAGAAGGAGCAGGAAUGGCAGCAGCUGGUGCAGCAGGCACUUCGCUCCGGGGUCGGGGACGCCACGGUCCCCAGCCGCCCCCAGCAACACGGUGAGCCCAGCGAGGCCACCACGGGGCAGGGUCCCUUGUCCCCGUCCCCUGAGCCCAGCCCCUGUGGCCAGGCCGACCCCCUCCUCCUCGAGUGGCUGCAGCAGCACGGCACGGACCCCGCCACCACGGCCACGCUCCUGUCCCACGGCUUCACCCUGCGGGACCUGCUGGGCAGCGCCACCCGCGACGACCUCUUCUACACGGGCAUCAGGCGCGGGCCGGCGUACCGCCUGUGGGCAGCCGUCCUGGAGCAGCGCCGCGCGCUUGGCAAGGGGGAAGCGGAGCGAGCCCCGGCCCCAGGGACGCGAGGUGGCUCUGGGGACACAGCCGCCACCUCGCCGCCUCCUGUGCCACCACGGGGACGGGCAGGAAGGACAACAGCGGGGACAUCCAGCGCCGUACAGCAUGGAGAAGCCAGGCUGAGGCGCUCGGAGCAAUAAACAGCCACCAGCC